Salvelinus sp. IW2-2015 is the source of this 1157-nucleotide messenger RNA. Its product is annotated as protein PAXX. Lineage: Eukaryota; Metazoa; Chordata; Actinopteri; Salmoniformes; Salmonidae. Gene Ontology annotation, cellular component: nucleus; nonhomologous end joining complex; site of double-strand break. The record is from RefSeq and is a predicted model, not a curated record. Gene Ontology annotation, molecular function: molecular adaptor activity. Gene Ontology annotation, biological process: double-strand break repair via nonhomologous end joining.
GCACAAUGUUACAUAGACGUGGGAUAUCACAAGCCAACCACUGGCAACCACACACAGUGGAUGUUCCCUGACCAUCAGCUCAUGYCCACACCAACACAAAAUAUGGAUGGAAAUCUACCGUUGACCCAAUCAUCGUAUUGCACCGUGGUAGAUACAAAAGACCAGUCUAAACUAAUAUGCUACACGCAUACAACAUCUGGGAUAUUCAAUGUUGGCUUGACAAAUGCCUUUGAUGUGUGGAGCACAGAUUUCACCGAGGAGACAUUGAACCAGUUUAGACAGAAGUUUGCCUUAAAGUCAACAGAGGAAUUUAUCCUGAAAAUCAGGUCUGCGUGUGGGAGUGGGAGUGUGUCKGUAUCGGUGCAGGACACCAGUGCAGUGCUCUAUGUAGUGGCCAGUCCAGGAGACCUGAGUGUGACUCUGUCCAGGCUAAAAGAACAAGAGGCUAAAGAGGUCCUGAGAGAGCUGCUGUUUAGAAUGGCAGACAGCCUGACCCAUUUAAACAAUACUGCAGGCCCUGCCUCAUUCAGUCCUGGGAAGAGUCCGCACAAACGGAAUACAGACUUUGAGCCAAGGAGACACCAGCAGAGUGGCCAAACUAUGGCAGUCAAGAAGCGUCUCCCAGGAGAUUCUCUCAUCAACCCAGGAACUAAGAGAAAGCGUCAAGCAACCGGGGUGGCAUUUGAUGAAGAAGACGAUCAAUGAUGAUUUGCUAAGAGGAAUGACCACAGUUGCUUUCCAUCCUUGCUGUCACAUUUCUCCAGCAUACAAACAAUAUAGUGCAUGAAUGUUCUUUUAAUCCACUAACACUAAUCCAUACAACUUCAACAAAAAAAAGAUAUACCUAUUUAAUGAAUACUGUCCAAAUGAUGACAAUCUACUUUUUAAGGACUAAUGGGGUAGAGUCCCAAAUGGCACUCAUUCCCUACUUGGUGCACUACUUUUGACCAGAUCCCUAUGGGKCAUGAUUAAAAGUAGUGCACUAUAUAGGGKGCAUGAUUAAAAGUAGUGCACUAUAUAGGGUGCAAUUUUAGACGCACUCAUUAUCAUUACCUUAAUCACUGUGGGAAGACUUGAAACAUGAUAUUUAAAAAAAUAUAUAAUAAUAAUAAUUCUCCCCAAUUUCCGUGGUAUUUAAUUGGUAGUUACAGUCUUGU